ACCACACAGUCUACAGAAUGAGAUGAGAUGACAAAAAAAAUGAAGUAUACUCAUCACCACAACAACAACACUUUCCAUCUCCUUCUUCACUCUCCAUGGCCUCACUAAUACGCCUCUCAAUUUCCAUCGACCCUUUCAAUUCAAACCCCUCAAAUUCAACCCACACCCCCAUUUCCAAAUCCCACCUUCGUUCUUCCAAAACAAUAAUCACACAUCAAAACCCAAACCAACCAAUCAAAAUCACCCACGCCUCCAUUCGUGCAUUAACCAAAAAACAAGACUGGGAAACCGCUGAAAAUCUCCUUCGUAAAAUCAUCUUAGCUUCGGAUUCCGAACCACAAUUAACUUAUCAAAUUUUCAACACACUCAUUUACGCUUCUUCAAAACGCGGGUUAGUAAAAUUAACUUCUAAAUGGUUUCGUAUGAUGUUAGAUUGUAACGUUACCCCGAAUGUGGCGACGUUCGGGAUGUUAAUGAGGCUUUAUCAGAAGAAUUGGAAUGUUGAAGAAGCGGAAUUUGUUAUGUCACAUAUGAAAAGGUUUAGUGUGGUUUGUGAAUCUGCGUAUUCGUCGAUGAUAACGAUUUAUACGAGGUUAGGGUUAUAUGCAAAGGCUGAAAGUGUGGUUGAGUUGAUGGAGAAAGAAGUGAUGGUUUUGAAUGUUGAAAAUUGGUUAGUGAUUUUGAAUUUGUAUUGUCAGCAAGGGAAAAUGGUGGAAGCCGAGAGAGUUUUGGCGAUAAUGGAAGAGGAGGCGGGGUUUUGUGUUGAGAAUAUUGUUGUUUAUAAUACCAUGAUUACGGGGUAUGGUAAGGCGUCGAAUAUGGAUGGUGCUGAGAGUGUGUUUUUGAGAUUAGGUGGGAGGAUUGAGCCGGAUGAAACUAGUUAUCGGUCGAUGAUUGAGGGUUGGGGUAGAGCGGGGAAUUAUGAGAAGGCAAGGUGGUAUUAUGAGGAGUUGAAGAGAUUAGGGUUUAAGCCUAGUUCGUCUAAUUUGUUUACAAUGAUUAAGUUGCAAGCGAAUGAGGAUGAUUUGGAUGGUGUGGUUGGUACACUUGAUGAUAUGGUGAGAUGUGGAUGUCAUUAUUCUUCGAUAAUUGGUACUCUUGUGAGUGUUUAUGAGAGGGCUGGGAAAGUUUAUGAGUUGCCGCGUUUGCUUAAAGGUUCGUUUUAUCGGUAUAUUUUGGUUAAUCAGAGCUGUUGUUCCACUGUGGUUAUGGCUUAUGUGAAGAAUAAGUUGGUGGAUGAUGCACUUAGAGUGUUGAGUGAUAAGAAAUGGAAGGAUUCGAGGAACGAGGAUAAUUUGUAUCAUUUACUGAUUUGUUCUUGUAAAGAGGCAGGUUUGCUUGAGGAUGCUGUUGGAAUAUAUAACCAGAUGAUGAAAAGUAAUGCUGACGAGAAGAAGCUGAACAAGCACAUUGUUUGUACAAUGAUCGAUAUUUAUAGUGUCAUGGGAUGCUUCAAAGAUGCAGAGAUGUUGUAUCUAAAGUUGAAGAAGUCUUCUUCACCAAAUUCGUUGGAUAUGAUUGCAUAUAGCAUUGUUGUGCGGAUGUACGUUCGAGCUGGAUCUUUGGAAGACGCUUGUUCCGUCUUGGAUGAUAUUGACAAGCGGCCUGAUAUUGUUCCUGACGUGUUUUUGUUGCGUGAUAUGUUGCGGAUUUAUCAGAGACGUAACAUGGUGGAUAAGUUGGCACAGGUGUACUACAAGAUCUUGAAAGAUCGGUUGAAUUGGGAUCAGGAGUUUUAUAAUUGUGUCAUAAACUGCUGCGCUCGAGCUCUUCCGAUAGACGAACUUUCAAGGCUUUUUGAUGAGAUGUUGCAGCGAGGAUUCAUGCCAAAUACAUUUACAUAUAAUGUCAUGCUUAAUGUUUUUGGGAAAGCAAAGCUUUUCAAGAAAGUUAGGAGGUUGUAUUUUAUGGCUAAGAAACAAGGCUUGGUUGAUGUCAUCACCUACAAUACUAUUAUAGAUUCUUAUGGGAAAAAGAAGGACUUCAGAAACAUGUCAAGAACUGUUCGCAAGAUGCAAUUUGAUGGAUUCUCAGUUUCCCUUGAAGCCUACAAUUCAAUGCUGGAUGCUUACGGAAAAGAUAGCCAAAUGGACGCGUUUAGAUCUGUACUGAAAAUGAUGAAGGAAUCAAAUUGUGCUUCUGAUCUCUACACGUACAACAUUGUGAUCAAUAUCUAUGGUGAACAAGGUUGGAUCGAAGAAGUCUCCGAUGUGCUCGCGGAGUUGAAUGAAUGUGGACUCCGACCUGAUUUGUGCAGCUAUAACACGUUGAUUAAGGCAUAUGGAAUUGCUGGAAUGGUUGAAGAGGCUGUUGAAUUGAUCAAGGAAAUGAGAAAAAAUGGAAUAGAACCUGACCAGACAACCUACACCAAUCUUAUCAAUGCACUGAAGCGAAACGAUAAGUUCUUAGAAGCUGUUAAAUGGUCACUAUGGAUGAAGCAGAUAAAAUUAUGAAUAUCAUAAACCUAUGGCAUUUUGUAAACGGUCUUGGAUUUUCUAACCCUGUUUAUUUUGAAGAAUAGCUUGACCCUAGAGUCCUACUUGAUUACAGUCACUGACCUUUUGCUUCCUUUGUGAAAUAUUUCUGUAUAUUCUGAGAAAUAAGAAAAUAAACACUGUAUAUUAUAUGUGUUGUUGCAAAGGAAGUUCAUUUCUUUAUUUGGUCUCUAGAUCUGUUACUUGUCACUGUAGAACUUAUAAUUUGGUGAUCGUAAAUUCUGAAUUUGAGUCGAGGACUCGAGACCUUGGUUUUUUGAA
Molecule: messenger RNA, 2756 nt
Organism: Medicago truncatula (barrel medic)
Lineage: Eukaryota; Viridiplantae; Streptophyta; Magnoliopsida; Fabales; Fabaceae
Product: pentatricopeptide repeat-containing protein At4g30825, chloroplastic
Exons: 1
Coding region: 96-2453 (785 amino acids)
Molecular function (GO): protein binding
Source: RefSeq, a predicted model, not a curated record